This is a messenger RNA of Laccaria bicolor S238N-H82, 1116 nucleotides long. RefSeq lists its product as uncharacterized. The record is from RefSeq and is a predicted model, not a curated record. Bases 1 to 1116 code for a protein of 371 amino acids. NCBI's taxonomy places the organism in Eukaryota, Fungi, Basidiomycota, Agaricomycetes, Agaricales, Hydnangiaceae. The transcript has 4 exons.
AUGCUCAUGGCCGUCGUAGGGGACGCAGCUACGAGCAGAGUACCGAUACGUCAUCAAGAUAUGUUCAAAUUGAAAAUACGCUCACCUUCCCUCGUGCCCGGAUUGUCGAGAAACAGAGCUAACGUCCUUUACAAUGACGACGACGCUUUUACCGCCACAGCUUUAAAACAGCACAUAUCAUCGAAUAGCAACUACAUCCCCAUCGACCAUCCCUCGAGAAACACACCCACCCUCCAAGGCGACAGCGACUUCGCAGAGGCCAGUGUCACCGCUGCGCAAGGGAAGCGCUCUAGAGCCGUGACGAAACAUAAGAAUGGAAUCCUUGAGCGGCCAUUGAAGAGGAGGCGUAAUGGUGAGGAUGAAGGGUCGCGUAGAAGUGCCAGUUUUAAAAAGGGGACAAGAGGCGCUCGUGGUCCUUACGGUCCAAGGCCAGCUAAGGAACAGAAAGCUAUGGAACGAAAAGCGCUGCUCGAAGCUGACCCAUAUGCCUACAAGGUUAGGGUCCACUGGGUCCGUUGUCGAGGCUGCGAUAACGAUAUUUCACUUGACAAACGGUCCGAGUAUUAUCCUGGGCUGUGGAUUAAGCAUCGGAGGAAGUGCAAGGAAAUCGCGAAGUUGAGAGAGAAGGAGAGUGAAUCCGUCAAGGGGGAAAAGAUUCAACGACCGGAAUUCCAGUAUCCGCCGCUACCCCUCGGAGGUCGGACUCAACUUGAAGACGACGGCGAGCCGUCGUCCAGAAGCUCAACACCAACACGUUCAUCUCCGCAGGUUGGCGGUUCUGGCAGGAUCCUAGAAGAUACGUGGAAGAAGCUCGACGACGAUGCACACUCCGUUGGAUCGAGUUACUCUGAGCCUCGAUAUGAUCCGGACCUUGGCGCCCCAUCCUCAUUCACUGUCGAACGACAAUAUGAAGGUAGACAGGUCACAAUUAAUUUGGAGGACGAGAACACAGACGGAAUGAUCGUCUGUCCACCGCGCCUGGCCAAAUCAAGCGGGCGGGCGAUUUACGCGCAGUGGCUGAAGAACAGGGCUAUACAUCAGCCUAAUUGGAGUGAAGAAGAGAGAGUAUACUGGACAUAUGCUCCGUUUGCUCCAGCUGAUCUAGAUCGUGAGUGA